UGCUGGGUGUUGGUUUUACCCCUGCAAGAACACUUUUGAAUGCAAGAUCAUGACCGAAGAGGCUUUUGAUGUGACGGUGGUUGGCUCCUGUAUGACUGACUUGAUGAGCCAGGCACCAAGGCUACCUAAAGCCGGGGAAACCAUCCAUGGUCACAAGUUCUUCAUAGGCUUUGGAGGGAAAGGUGCCAACCAGUGUAUACAGGCGGCAAGACUGGGGGCCAAAACCGCCAUGGUCUGCAAGGUUGGUAAAGACUUCUUUGGAGAAAAUUACAUUCAGAAUUUCAAAGACAAUGGCGUACACACAGACUUUGUAGGCCAGACCUCUGACGCAGCCACAGGAGCUGCCUCCAUCAUUGUCAACGAUGCAGGCGAGAAUGCCAUCGUGAUCGUGGCUGGUGCCAACAUGCUGCUGGGCGGAGAGGAGCUGUGGGGAGCUCUUCCGGCCGUCAGUUGUGCAAAAGUUCUGGUGUGCCAGCUGGAGAUCAGCCCGCAGACGUCCCUGCAGGCGCUACGCAUGGCGCAGGAGAACAAAGUGAAGACAAUAUUCAACCCAGCACCGGCCAUUGCAGACUUGGAUGCAGAUUUCUACAGAGCCUCUGAUGUGUUUUGCUGUAAUGAGUCUGAGGCUGAGCUGCUGACUGGUUCCUCGGUAGCUAAUGUGGAGGAAGCACAUCGGGCCAGCCAGGAGCUGCUAAAGCGCGGCUGUGGAUCAGUCAUCAUCACUUUGGGACCCCAAGGCUGUGUGGUUGUCAAGGCACAGGGGUCUUCCUCCAAACAUGUUCAAACUACCGCAGUCCCAGCUGUGGACACUACGGUGAGCGUGACAUGAUACAUACAGAUAUAUGGUAAUCAUUUUUAGUUAAAAAAUAUCAGACGUUAGUGAAAUUAGCACAUCGUCACAUUUUAGUGGAUUGAACCAGAUCCAUCCUUAGCAUGUUUAGCCACACUAGCGGCAUGGCCUUAGGCAUCGCAAUAUCAGUCAGUUAAUCGUUCUGUCCGACACUGCGGUCCAGACUGUAAUAUCUCAACAACUAGUACCAUUAAAUUAUGUAUAGACAUUCCUGGUCCUCAGAGGAUAAAUCCUGCCGACUGCGAUGAUACCCUGAUUUUUCUUCUUGCGCCACCAUGAGUUUGACAUUUGGUGUUUUUUAGUGAAAUGUCAAAGUUGUGUUCGUGUUCACCUCAGGACAAAUUGGAAUCACUUUGGUGAUCCAUUAACCUAUCAUCAAGGGCCAUCAUCAGGUCAUUUUUAAAAAUGUGUCCAAUACUGUGUUCUAGAGCUGAAACUGUUCGGUGAUUAGACGAUCAACGGAAAAUUUACUAUUUUUUAUAAUCUAUUAAUCGUUUAAGUAAUUUUUCCAGCAGAGCCUUAGGAAAUCAGGAAUUUUUCACAGUUUUCUGCCUUUCUUUUAGACCAAACAAUGUUAAAAUCAGCAUGUUUAGUUUUGCCACUGUGAGCAUAUUAGCUUGUUGGCAAUAGCAUUUGGAUUCAGAUAUGUUUCCUGACUACGUUUUAAGUUAUUUCAUUCAUUGUUUGGUCUGUAUAGUGUCCAAAGAUUAUGAAAAUUCCCAUCACAAUAAGAUAUUUUAUUUGCAGUGAUAUGAGCUCGAGAUAUCCUCAAAUCUUCAUAUCGUAUGAGAAGCUUGAACCAUUUCCGGUAAUGCUCUAGAGAUGGAAAUGUGUAUAUAUAGAUAUUUUAAACAUAUUUAAAUAAAAUAAAUUGUUAUGUAAUAUUUUUGUAAUAUUUUAGAUAAUUCAAAUAUAGAAUUAUUAAUGACAAAAAAAAGUCACAUGUAUUUUUUUUCUUCAAUAGUAGGUUAUGACUUAUGACUGAGAGGAAGGCUGGUGGUAUUCGUUAAAAGGAACAUGUUUUAAAGAGAAAAUUAAAGCUGCGAGCAGCGAUGAACGGGCCCUCGCAAUCUGCAGCGUGUCG
This is a messenger RNA of Anarrhichthys ocellatus (wolf-eel), 1934 nucleotides long. RefSeq names its product ribokinase (gene rbks). NCBI's taxonomy places the organism in Eukaryota, Metazoa, Chordata, Actinopteri, Perciformes, Anarhichadidae. Bases 50 to 829 code for a protein of 259 amino acids. Gene Ontology annotation, molecular function: ribokinase activity. Gene Ontology annotation, cellular component: cytosol. Gene Ontology annotation, biological process: D-ribose metabolic process. The record is from RefSeq and is a predicted model, not a curated record. The transcript is spliced from 8 exons.